AUGAUAAAUACCUGUCAUAUUAUUUUCACAUUAAAUUUAUUAAUAAUUCUCGUAUCGUCGAAUAAUUACCCAAAAUGUCGAAAUUAUCAACAGGCAUGCGCAGUUGAAUUAAUGAAAUUUCCAGAAUUAGUUAAUGAUGAAAGGGAUGACAUCAAAGAAGGACAUAAUGAAAGAAAUGAUGAAAGUGUGUCUGAAGGAUCAGGAGAAAACAAUGACGAUGAUAAAUUACAUUUUGUGCCGAUGAGUAUGUCGUUCCCAAUAUAUGAUGAAUUUGUACCAACUACACCAACAUACGAUUAUUCCAUGGAGCCUGUAGAAAAGGUUCAACAUCAAAUAUGCUCUUGCUUAGAUGACGAAGAAUGUGGUAAAUUUGAUAGUAUCGAACAAACAUUGGAGCUGAGCAAUCAUAUUAGAAUUUCUUUCUGUAGGCCGUUGGAUAAAAUCUUCAAUGUCAAAUGUAAAGGAAUGCGGUCUUUAGCUCGUGUUAUAGGAAGAUUGGACAUGGAAACCGGUGAUAGGCUUGUACAUGUUAACGAUACACUUAUAUUUUGCCGAUGCGAAUCCAACAAAUGGAUAAGAAUGAUGAUUGAGCCAUGGAUAAAUGAUAUGUUUUCAUUUUCAUAUAUCUGCAUUUAA
Meloidogyne enterolobii is the source of this 636-nucleotide messenger RNA. NCBI's taxonomy places the organism in Eukaryota, Metazoa, Nematoda, Chromadorea, Rhabditida, Meloidogynidae. The record is from the annotation of a GenBank genome assembly.